CUCAACGACCCGCAGGUUUGGUGAGCAUAAGCUCCGACUCGCUUCUCCGGCCCCAACUGCCUCAUACAUCCAUGGAGCUUGCGCUUGCAUGAGGCGCAUUCAUGUACCAGAAUAUCGAAUUAUUGGCUCAUUCCUACACCUCGACCCGCUAUUUGCGUCAAUCUGCGGAUGAAGUACAUCCACCUUCUAUUCACAGCGACAAAGGACUCUCCGCAUCAAACCCUGCACGCCCCAGAGACGAAUGGCCUGAGGGUGGAGCGCCCGACUUGCCUCAUUCUUUAAAGACUGCAGUGGCCACGUUUUUUUCGAAUCAAAUUCAGGAACUGGCAUCUGUUGAAAGCUCAUCAUGGAAGAAGGAAAACAAAUGCGGUCGUCCUCCAACGCCAUAACAGAAGCCACACCACGACGAUCAUACCUCAGCACCACGCCCUCAUCACCUAAUUCGGCAUCUGUCGACAGUAUCACCACAACCACGAGCCCUGAAAAAGCAAAAGUUGCCCAAUUAAGGCCGUCUUCCUUCCCAGAUUCUUCCAUUUCGGAAUCUUUGAGCGCAUCCACCACGAACGAUCAGCUCAAAAGCAAUGAUCGGAGAGAACCGGCUCAGCCAUCCGACGAUUCUUUUGCUUCAACACCAACAGGAGAACAUGCAUCGACAAGACCAUCGCUUUCGGUCUUAUUUUGCUUUGCAGCUCUCACUCUGAGUAUCUUCCUGGUCGCUCUCGAUUCGGUCAUCAUUCCCACAGCAUUACCAACGAUCUCGGCCUCAUUUUCGAUACCAGACUCUCUUUACGCCUGGAUCGGAUCGUCCUAUCUUCUUACCAAUGCAGCGUCAAUUCCAUUCUGGGCAAAGCUAUCCGAUAUAUUUGGUCGCAAGCCCAUAAUACUCAUCGCGAACGCGAUCUUCCUCGUCGGGAGCAUCGUGUGCGCAGUGAGCAUUAACGCGACCAUGCUCGUUGCCGGCCGAUCAGUGCAAGGUCUGGGCGGGGGAGGUGUCGUGGUGUUGGUCCAUGUCUGUGUCGCAGACAUGUUCAGUAUCAGGAUCCGAAGUUUUUACCUGGGUAUUGUUGGAGCUGCAUGGGCAGUUGCAUCGGCCUUGGGUCCCGUAUUGGGUGGUGUGUUCGCAGAGAAGUUGGACUGGAGGUGGUGCUUCUAUGUCAAUUUGCCCAUCGUCUCCGGCGCGAUCAUCAUCCUUUACUUUACGCUGCAUCUCCAGGAAUCAUCGACUCCUUUGAUCGCUGGAUUGCUCUCAAUGGAUUGGGCUGGAUGCGUAGCAAUUGUAACUGCUACCAUUUUCUUCCUUGUCGGGCUCCAGCUAGGAGGGGAGUCAACGUACGCAAAGCCGCUGGUAAUCUGCCUGAUCGUGUUCGGAUGCCUCGCCUAUGUCGCAUUCCCGUUCACUCAAUACUUUACCGAAAAGCGAAGUGGCAGCCCCAUCAUGCCACUACGGAUCUUCAAGGAUGUCAGCAAUCUCUCAGCAUUGGCUGUAUGCGCGUGCGACGCGUUGGUAUUCAACUCAGUCGCCUAUUUCCUUCCAUUGUAUUUCCAAAUCGUCUUGAACGAAUCUCCUUCGACAACAGGAUUGCUCAUGCUUGCAGUCGCCAUUCCCCUUGCGCUCGUCUCAUUUAUCUCGGGUAUCAUCAUGGGCAAGACUAAUCGUUAUCUUGAAGUACUCCAAGGUGGACUUGCGAUUAUGACCCUUGGAGUAGGCCUUCUCAUAUCGUUGAGUAUCAAGCGCGAUCUUGGGAAGAUCAUUGGCUUCCUCGUGGUCAUUGGCAUCGGCUUUGGUCCUAAUUUCCAAGCACCCAUAUUGGCUUUGCAGGCGCGCAUCCAAGGCAAAGACAUGGCAUCCGGUGUAGCAGCGUUCAAUUUCGUACGAAUGGUCUCCGGUGCGAUUGGUGUUGUAGUAGGUCAGGUCGUCUUCCAGCUUCUCAUCAAACCGCAUUACGGCGACUUCCUAGUCAGUGGUGUAAGCGCAGAGUUUGCCAGUCGACUGGCGGGUGGGAAAGCGAUCAACGAGGCGGGCGCGGUUGCGACACUACCAGACUACCAGCGCGACGUCGUGCGAAAAGCGAUGUUGAGCGCAUUGAGAGGAUCGUGGAUAUUCUACACGGCCGUGAGUGGCGCUGGUCUGCUCGUUAGCUUCGGCAUAGCACGACAAAGGCUUAGUGAAGAAACCGAAAACAAAAGUUCAGAAGGAGAAAAGGCAUAAUCAUGGUAUUGUAUCGUUUCCGCAUCACAUUUCACGUGAAGGAGCAUCGUCACGCAAGUCUGGGGCCCAUUUACGUGUUUACCCACCAAAAAGUACCAAAAGGGCGGCGUUUUGUUUGGAGUUUUCACGAUUAUCACGACACGAAUAAACCUAUAAAUAUUGCGUCGCGACUUAUCAUCAACGUCUGAGGACGUUGUGAUAAAGUACAUAGAUCUGCUUUUAGAGCAUCUUGGAUUGGAUCGCCCACUAGCGGCUAUCAUUCCAGUGGCACAUAUACAUACAUAAAUAUAUAAGAUACACG
Molecule: messenger RNA, 2510 nt
Organism: Aaosphaeria arxii CBS 175.79
Lineage: Eukaryota; Fungi; Ascomycota; Dothideomycetes; Pleosporales
Product: MFS general substrate transporter
Exons: 3
Coding region: 347-2209 (620 amino acids)
Biological process (GO): transmembrane transport
Molecular function (GO): transmembrane transporter activity
Source: RefSeq, a predicted model, not a curated record